This is a messenger RNA of Aspergillus welwitschiae, 2172 nucleotides long. RefSeq names its product S8 family serine peptidase. Gene Ontology annotation, biological process: proteolysis. The transcript is spliced from 2 exons. NCBI's taxonomy places the organism in Eukaryota, Fungi, Ascomycota, Eurotiomycetes, Eurotiales, Aspergillaceae. Bases 1 to 2172 code for a protein of 723 amino acids. Gene Ontology annotation, molecular function: serine-type endopeptidase activity. The record is from RefSeq and is a predicted model, not a curated record.
AUGCCCGACGUCCGUAUCAAUGGUCACGUUUAUGACCCAAUUACCAGCGGGCCGCCUGCUCAGACGACGGAAAACUUGCCUGAGAAGCCCGAGUCCAUUCUGAUACAACUCAAAAACGGAGCCUCUCUAGGCAAGCCAGAAAAGCGGAGACUGAAAAGCCUCGGUGUCCAUAUUCAAGAGUACGUCUGCGAUGGUGCAUAUAUCUGCAAAUACGACGGCUCAGACCUGAGUGAAGUUCGUCGGCUGAAGGAGUUCAUUUGUGCUGCAUAUGAAUACAGGAAGGAGGACACUAUCAAUAAGGAUCUUUCUAAUACCAGAGAUGCCAAAACUUGCACUGUUGAUAUCACAUUUCAUGACCAAUAUGAGUCAAACGACAAAAUUAAAAACGACAUCGCCACUGCCGCUGGGGUACCCCCGGAUAAGAUUCAGGGUGGUCUACGCAAUAUCAGGCUCACUGUUAAACCUCAAGCUCUGGAAAAAAUUGCAGCACUAAGUCCUGUCCGUUAUAUUGAGCCACACCAUCCAGCAAAGCUCUACAAUGACAGCUCCAAGGUCCAUCAACCCCUUUCAGCAGGAGACGUGGCCUACGAUGUUAAGAGCAUUAUUGGCGCAUCUGACGUUUCGUACAAAGGCAAAGGCCAGGUAAUAGCGGUGGCAGAUAGUGGGUUUGAUAAAGGGAAGACUGACGACAUCCCGGAACCAUUUCGCGAUCGAGUCAAGAAGCUCUAUGCGCUCAAAGCAGGAAAGAACUCACCGAACCGUGACCCCAGUGAUACUUCAGGACAUGGGACUCAUGUGUGUGGCAUAGCACUGGGAAAAAUUACUAGUGAUUUUCCCCUCUACGCAUCUCUCGAGGCCCCUGCGUGUGAGGCCGAACUAGUCAUGCAAUCGAUUCACGACACAAUAACAAACGACGCCCUCAAUGCUGUCCCAGCCGACCUUUACGAGUUGUUCAAGCAUCCCUAUCACUUUGAUAAUGCUCGGAUCCACACAAAUUCGUGGGGACACGAUAGCAUGGGAAAUGUCAAUUAUUACUCAAGUAAUAGCAGGAGGGUCGAUGAGUUUGUGCGAGAAAAUGAAGAUAUGGUAAUUUGUUUCGCAGCUGGUAACCAUGGGCAAGAUUCCCAGGUUCCCAACGGGGAAGCUGACCCAAAGACGAUAUAUUCAACUGAAGCCGUGGCAAAAAACUGCAUUACGGUUGGCGCAUCAGAAAACUGCCUACCGAAUAUCAAGAUCAGGGGUUCCGACCAGGGGAGAAUGUACACAUGGGGUACUUGGUACGGACAGAGAUUUCCGAAUGACCCCAUCAAGAAUCGCCAUAUGGCCUGGGGAGGCGCAAUGGCAGCGCUAAGCAGCCGCGGACCCACUGAAGAGCGUCGUUAUAAGCCUGACGUUGUUGCUCCAGGCACAGCAGUGUUGUCUGUUCGCUCUCGCCUUUGCGAGGAUAAAUCAAAUUGGGGUAUAAGCGACGAUAAGAAUCUAAUGUUCAUGACUGGCACAAGUAUGGCCACUCCGCUAGUCGCAAGUUGCUGUGCUGUGGUUCGUCAAGCUCUCAUCGAAUGUGGUACAUCAAACCCUUCCGCGGCCCUCAUCAAGGCCCUCAUCAUCAACGGGGCCACUCGCAUACCGGGACACUAUAAAGAUAUCUUGGAGGACAGUCCAAAUUCUGAUAGUGGCUUUGGCCUUGUUAACCUCAAUAACUCUUUGGUUCCCAUAAAUGAUUCCAAAGAAGGAGGCUUUAGUGAGGCAACUCUCAUCGACGAUCUGAAUAUUGUUUUUGAGAAGUCAUUGCCCGUACCUCCAGACGUACUAACAAAGAAAAACGUUGCUCUCAAAGUUACCCUCGCAUAUUCUGACUCUCCCGGUGCGGCACUCCAAAACGAUCUGAACCUGAUAGUCCGAUCUAAGACUCAAGAGAGGUGCGGCAAUAAUUCAAAGACUCUUGAGAGAUUCCCUAAUUCUUUCAGAAAGGAGGACGGCUUGGACCAUAGGAACAAUGUGGAACAAGUAGUUUGGAACGAAUGGGGCGAUUGGGAUAAAUGGAAAAACUACCAGGGUCCAGAAGGUUCGGGGGAUGCUCUUCCUGAUAAGAUUGAAAUCAGAGUACAGGCAUUCCGUGUAAUGACUGAUACACAGCCGUUUGCUUGUGUAUGGCGUUGGGUGUACGAUUAG